UUUAUCUCUCUGUUUCCUUUGGUUAUGAUCUUAGCUUUCCUUCUGAUUGUUGAGAUUCGACGGAUCUUACGGCAGCGGUCGACAGUCAGCGGAUCGCCAGAUUCCUCUCUCCGAUGGGGAGAAAGGUGUUUUCCUGGAUCUCUCUCUAUCUGUGGGUGUGAGGCUUGCUGAUCGUGGAUGAAAAGUUGGAUCUCUCAACGGAGUAGAGAAUCUGAAGUUGUGCAUCCGAAUCAGGCAAGAAGAAUCCCUAAAUAUGCCCGCUUGAUUCUCUCUUUUUCUUUUUGCUUUAUAGAGACUAUAUCAUUGUC
Messenger RNA from Linum tenue, 308 nucleotides. The record is from the annotation of a GenBank genome assembly. Lineage: Eukaryota; Viridiplantae; Streptophyta; Magnoliopsida; Malpighiales; Linaceae.